Molecule: messenger RNA, 5372 nt
Organism: Rhea pennata
Lineage: Eukaryota; Metazoa; Chordata; Aves; Rheiformes; Rheidae
Gene: KDM1B
Product: lysine demethylase 1B
Exons: 22
Coding region: 112-2622 (836 amino acids)
Biological process (GO): negative regulation of transcription by RNA polymerase II; positive regulation of transcription by RNA polymerase II
Molecular function (GO): transcription factor binding; oxidoreductase activity; chromatin binding
Source: RefSeq, a predicted model, not a curated record
GCGGGCUGAGGGUGCUGGGCACCGGGAGGAGGAGGAGGAGGAGGAGGAGGAGGAGGAGGAGGAGGAUGAGGAUGGCGGCGCUCUAGCAGGAGGCGGCGCGGACACGCGUGGAUGUGGUCUCCGGCCCCUGACUCAGCUUGCCCGAGACCUAACAAUACAAUGUCAACUGGACGGGUACGAACAAAAAAAAAGGCAUGUUCUUCGGACCAGUCUCCAGACAACCUACCUUUGAGGAGUUCUGGAAGACAGGUAAAGAAGAAGGCAGCUGAAGCAGCAGAUGAUGAUGACGAAGCAUCGGAGAAGAAGUAUAGGAAGUGUGAAAAAGCUGGAUGCACUGCAACAUGUCCUGUUUGCUUUGCCAGUGCAGCUGAAAGAUGUGCUAAAAAUGGGUAUACAUCUAGAUGGUAUCAUCUUUCCUGUGGGGAACACUUCUGCAAUGAAUGUUUUGACCACUAUUACCGAAGCCAUAAAGAUGGUUAUGAGAAAUAUACUGCCUGGAAAAGGAUUUGGACGAGUAAUGGUAAAAGUGAGCCCAGUCCAAAAGCCUUCAUGGCUGAUCAACAGCUUCCUUACUGGGUACAGUGCACAAAGCCGGAAUGUGGUAAAUGGCGUCAGCUGACAAAGGAAAUCCAGCUGACACCACAAAUAGCAAAAACGUACAGAUGUGGUAUGAAGCUGAACAGUUCUACUAAGACUGAGGGCUCGGACCAGUGUUCUAUGCCCGAGGACUUGAGAGUGGCUGAAGUUUCAGACCAUUGGUGGUACUCCAUGCUCAUACUCCCUCCUUUGCUGAAAGACAGUGUGGCAGCUCCCUUUCUAGCUGCAUAUUAUCCAGACUGCGUGGGCAUGAGUCCAUCCUGUACCAGCACUAAUCGAUUACCUGGUGAAUCCAACAUUGUGAAGUUAGAGCACUUAAAGAGCGUGCCUAAUUUGACUGUUGCAGGAAUGAACAAAUACUUCCAGCCCUUUUACCAGCCCAAUGAAUGUGGUAAAGCACUUUGUGUGAGGCCAGAUGUCAUGGAACUGGAUGAGCUCUAUGAGUUCCCAGAAUAUUCACGAGACCCUACCAUGUAUUUGGCUUUGAGAAACUUGAUUUUGGCUCUGUGGUACACAAACUGCAAGGAGGCUCUUACUCCUCAAAAAUGUAUUCAUCAUAUCAUUGUUCGGGGGCUUGUGCGUAUUCGCUGUGUACAGGAAAUGGAGAGGAUACUUUAUUUUAUGACAAGGAAAGGGCUAAUUAAUACAGGGAUUUUAUCGGUCAGUCCUGACCAGUAUCUCCUUCCUAAAGAAUACCAUAAUAAAUCUGUCAUUAUUGUUGGAGCUGGGGCAGCAGGAUUAGCAGCAGCCCGACAACUGCACAACUUUGGAAUUAAGGUCAUUGUCCUGGAAGCUAAAGACAGAAUUGGUGGCCGAGUGUGGGAUGAUAAGACAUUCAAAGGAGUCACGGUUGGAAGAGGUGCACAAAUCGUCAAUGGAUGUGUCAACAACCCAAUGGCACUAAUGUGUGAGCAACUUGGCAUUAAAAUGCACAAAUUAGGGGAGAGAUGUGACUUGAUCCAGGAAGGCGGAAGGAUAACAGAUCCCACUAUUGAUAAACGCAUGGACUUUCAUUUCAAUGCCAUCCUGGACGUUGUCUCUGAGUGGAGAAAAGAUAAAACCCAACAUCAUGACGUCCCUCUUGGUGAGAAAAUACAAGAGAUCUAUAAAGCCUUUAUUCAGGAGUCUGGUAUCCAGUUCAGUGAGCUGGAAGAAAAAGUACUACAGUUCCAUCUCAGUAAUUUGGAGUAUGCCUGUGGCACCAAUCUCUCUCAGGUAUCUGCACGUUCAUGGGACCACAAUGAAUUUUUUGCUCAGUUUGCUGGAGAUCAUACUCUUCUAACUGUGGGAUAUUCUACUGUGCUUGAUACGUUGGCGGAAGGGCUGGACAUCCGGCUGAAUUUUCCAGUACACAGUAUAGAUUAUUCUGGUGAAGAAGUACAGGUUACUACUGCAGAAGGAACAGUGUGGACAGCCCAAAAGGUAUUAGUCACUGUACCGCUGGCCCUUCUUCAGAAAAAUGCCAUUCAGUUUAAUCCUCCACUGUCAGAAAAAAAAAUUAAAGCCAUUAAUAGUUUGGGAGCAGGAGUCAUUGAGAAGAUUGCCUUGCAAUUUCCUUACAGAUUUUGGGACAGCAAAAUUCAAGGAGCUGAUUUUUUUGGUCAUGUUCCACCCAAUUCCAGCCAGCGUGGGCUCUUCAGUGUUUUCUAUGACAUGGAUCCAGAGGGCAAACAAAGCAUUUUAAUGUCAGUGGUCACUGGAGAGGCUGUGACAACCAUUAGGAAUUUAGAUGAUAAACAAGUACUGCAACAGUGUAUGACUGUACUUCGAGAGCUGUUUAAGGAGCAGGAGGUUCCUGACCCAGUAAAGUUUUUUGUUACUCGAUGGAGCAAAGACCCUUGGCUCCAGAUGGCAUAUAGUUUUGUAAAAACAGGAGGCAGUGGUGAGGCUUAUGAUGUUAUAGCUGAAGACAUACAAGGCACAAUUUUUUUUGCUGGUGAGGCCACAAAUAGACAUUUUCCUCAGACCGUUACAGGAGCUUACUUGAGUGGGGUUCGAGAAGCAAGCAAAAUAGCAGCAUUUUAAGUAUAGAAAUUUUGUGUUUAUAGAUAUAUUUUUAAUUGUUUUCUGUGGGCAAAACUAUCUUCCAAGUUUCCUAUUUGUUCCUUUUUCCUAAGUGGUACUUAAGCAGUAGAUGGUACCUGAAGAUAAAAUCUUCAUCUUCCUUUUCCUGUUUUUGUUUGGUUUGGUUUUUCCCUUUUAAGACUUUUUUUUUUUUUUUUUUUUUUUUUUUUUUUUUGGCCGCUGUUACUGGUGAGAGUGACAUUGGAGUCCUUGUAUGCAGCUUUACUAAUGCAACUUUUGUUGUGAGUCCUUUUCUGUAUGGCUUAAGUCGUACUAUUAUAGACCUUCAUUUCAGAAGGUCAGAUUAAAACAAUAUUAAUUUAAUAUACAGCAUCAAAAAAAUGCUGGCAGUUAGUAACAAUGAUGGGGCUUUUCCACUAACUGUGCUUCUCAGGUUGAUUAUGUUGACAGAAGUUCAAACUUGUUCCCAAAAGCCUGAAUAACGUAGCCAGAUUCUAGAAUUACUGUAAGAAGGAACACAACUAUCAUUCUUUCUACUUGUAAUCAGUAACUUCUUCUAUAGUAUUUCUUAUGCUUAUUCUCCACAAGUUGGGCUUUGGAAUAUCAAUUUUUUUUCCUUUCAAUCAGACUGCUGGAACAGUUUACAGUGCAAUCGUAGAAAGGUUUUUGGAGCUAAUAAAAAUUUGAAAGGAAAAUUUGAACUUUUACAUCAGUAAAAACUUCGCUGAAAUACUCUCUGGCUACUUAUUCAGAGAUUUCCUUGUUACAAUAAUAGGGCAAGUUUAGAUUUGCAUAAAUGCUUUUGAUCAUGUAGGACAGCUUAAAAAUAUUGUUUCUAUGAUUUUAUUUGAAAGUGAGCUUCCAGAUUAGUUUGGGCUGAGUAGAUGAACUAUCUACUGAUACAAUUAUGAGGGCACAGUGGGGGAUGAAGAACUCAAGUUCUUAAUGGCUCAUUCAGCUUUCAUAUUUAAGAAAUAAGUUAAGAUGAAUGAGGAAAAAUAUUAACACUUUUAUGAAGGGCUGAAACAAGGUAGUUUGCACUUUGAAGUUUUUUAAAAAGUAUUAUUAAAAAUGACUUGAGGGAGUAAUUCAGUAAGGGCUAAGCAUCUCUCUAAUAACCUUUCCAUGGGACAGAGGAAGUACGUAUCUUUCAAUAGAAACAAGACAGUGGAAAUAAGACAGAAUAUUGGUUGUAAUAGUGUUCCGUUAAAAAACGUUAUUAAUGGAAAAAAAUUAAAAUCAACUUUUACCUCUGUUUCCCCAUACCUUCUGUAUAACUUUACUGCACAGCCCUCACGUUUCCUGGAAGGAUAGUAAGCACUUACUCUUUCUCCCCUCAUUCUUGUGCAUUGGCUCUUUCCUUUUUUAAACCUGUUCGUGUAAUGACGACACAGCAAGCUUCUUCGAAUUACAGUGCUUCUCUCCAUGAAGCUGUAUCUUUGGGGAAAAGAAAACAAGCAACCUUAAGAAAUCCUACUGAAUAAAAGCAUUUCUUCUACUUUUUAAAAAAUACCUAAUAAUUUGUUUUAGAGUAGCUAUGAUAUUUGUUAAAUAUCUUUAUUUAAUCUCUAAUUUACAAGGUGAAGAUGUUUAUAUAACUAGAUGUUUUUCAGAUAUAUAUUCUGUUCUGCUUCUUAAAGCUGCAUUAUAUGGGUUAAUUGGAAAAGUGUAACUGUUCAUAAUUUUUCUCUAUGUAAAUGUUAAUAUGUACAGUUUUAAAACAUUUUCAAGUGUUAAAGUGUAAUUUAAAGUUAUAAGAAACAAGACAAAAUCCUCUGAUGAUAAAAGAUAAUCAAACUCCAGCUUUUGUUUAUGGUAAUCAUUUGCACUUUGUUAAUUUCACAUAUUACAGGCAAAUUUAUAACACAGCUAGAAAGGAUUACAGGAGCUACAUGUUUGAGUUCCGUGUUUCUUACCGGCUUUACCAUAGAUGACAAAAUUAACAGGAGUGCAGCUUGUGAAGAUGGUCAAAAGCUUAGUUAUACAAGCCCAAAACGUUCUGUUUAAUGGCUGCUUCAGCUGACGUCGGUCAGAACUUUAGGCAGUUUCAUAACAUAGAGACACAAUAAAUUUUAAGUAACAGCUGUUUGGCAAGUCAAGCUCAGCUUCCAUUUCAGCUGUCCAUCAAUGUUUGUAUGCACAUGCUUAAUUUUAGGCAUAUGCUUCCGUGCUGUUAAUUUGUACUUUGGGAUUUAUAUUCUACCAUCUACAACUUUGCAACUUACCAGGUAGAUAAAUGCUGUACUCUAAAGAACAGAGAUGAAUAUGAACAAAUAUUCUGUCAUAUUUGGCUUUAUCUGCUGCAUACUUCUUAUAGCACUAAAAAAGAAUAAUAAAUGAUAAAUUUACCAAUGGUCAAGUCUAUUAAAUAUUUGUAUAUUAUUUUGGUGCUAAGGCACUUAAACUGUAUUGUGCUGCACUUAAGUUUGGGGAGUAAAUAAAACAUGUUCCAUUUUAAUUUACAUACAUAUAAAAUGUAUAAGAACAUCAGGCUGGUUCUGAGACUUCAUUCUUAAUUAAUGUUCCCAAAUUUUUAAAUACCUAUGUCAAAUUUUUUCAAGCAUGUAUGUGUUUUUACUUUUGUGUAUAAUUUAUUCCCUCAAAAUAAAGAACUGGGGAAUGUUUUAUGAGAGUAAAUUUGUUUAAAUGUUAUUAAAAAUAUUUGAAUGCAGAGCAUGAUCUGUUACACUUCAACUAUUCUGUGUGACUAUGCUGCGGCAGCAGAAUAAAACUGGAAAGUAUCCAUGGGA